AUGUCCUCCCUGUUUGAUGCCGUGCUCCAGUCCGAGCUGGGCUCUGGGUCGGGCGCCCGUGAACACCUGCGAUCCGAUCACCUUCCCAGCUCUAGACGAUCCGAGUCCAAUGGCCCUAUGAGUGACAUGAAUGCAUUCCCCGAUGAUCAAGUCGUCGGCGCAGGCUCCUCAGCAGCAGGAGAGAAGGUGCAGCAAGCAUUCCAGGAGCUGUUAGAAACUUUCAUGGAAGAGCCUUCAUCAUCGGCUCCACCAUCAUCAGGUGAAGUUUUGAGUGACAAGUACUAUAUCGCCCAAAUUAAGGGCAUGAAAAAAUUCGAACUGUCAACCCUUUAUGUGGAUUUCACCCACUUGACUUCAUUGGAAAAUCCUAUUUUGGCCGACGCCAUCGCUAGCCAAUACUACCGCUUCCUCCCCUUCCUGACUAAAGCCCUCCACAACCUGGUCGCCAAAUAUGAGCCUGAAUAUUUUGUUUCGCAUCGCUUGGCCUCCACCGCCUCGACCCACUCCAGUGCCUCCGUAGCUUCUGCGUACGCCAACGUUUCUGAUAACCCGGACUUGGAACGUCAGAUUCACCAGAAGACUCGUCACCAACAGACCGAUAAAUUGUUUGCGCUUGCUUUUUACAACCUCCCCUUGGUCUCCCGACUUCGCCAAUUGCGCACAUCUCAGAUCGGAAAGCUUCUCUCAGUCUCUGGAACAGUGACAAGAACAUCCGAGAUCCGACCGGAAUUAUCGCUGGGUACCUUCAUUUGCGAAGGUUGCAAAACUGUGGUACCGAACGUGGAACAGACCUUCAAGUACACCGAGCCGACAGAGUGCCCUAACGAAACCUGUGGUAACCGCAAUGGCUGGCGCUUGGAUAUCGGCAAGAGUACCUUUGUUGAUUGGCAGAAAGUGAAACUUCAGGAAUCAUCUCACGAGAUUCCGACCGGUAGCAUGCCCCGUACAAUGGAUGUUAUUCUGCGUGGUGAGAUGGUUGACCGCUCCAAGGCUGGUGAGCGCUGCAUUUUCACUGGUACCUUGAUUGUCGUCCCCGAUGUCAGCCAGCUGGGACUUCCUGGUGUGCGACCUGAAGCAGUUCGCGACAACAGCUCUUUCCGUGGUAGCGAAAUCGGUGGUGGCGGUGUCUCAGGCUUGAAGGCUUUGGGUGUCCGUGAUCUGACCUACCGACUUGCUUUCCUCGCAUGCAUGGUUACUCCUGAUACCACUACUCCGGGUCAGAAGCCCGAGCAGCAGCUCAGUGGCCAGUCUAACAACAUUCUGGCUUCUCUGAACCAAAAUGUUGAUCCCGAUAUGAGUGAUGACAAGGCUCAGGAAGCCUUCCUUCAAAGCCUGACUCCCACUGAGGUCCAGGAUUUGAAGACCUUGGUACACUCAGAAUACAUCUACUCGCGAUUGGUCGACUCAAUCGCUCCUAUGAUUUGGGGUCACCGUCAGAUUAAGAAGGGUCUGUUGCUUCAGUUAAUUGGUGGUGUGCCUAAGAAGACCUCGGCAGAGAGUCUUCAGCUGCGUGGUGACAUCAACAUUUGUAUUGUUGGUGAUCCCUCCACGAGUAAGAGUCAGUUCCUGAAGUACAUCUGCUCUCUGCACCCCCGCGCAGUCUACACCAGUGGUAAAGCCUCGUCUGCGGCUGGUUUGACAGCUUCCGUUGUGAAGGACGCAGAGACUGGCGAAUUCACCAUUGAAGCUGGUGCGCUGAUGUUGGCCAAUGGAGGUGGUAUCUGUGCCAUCGACGAGUUCGACAAGAUGGACAUUGCCGAUCAAGUUGCUAUCCACGAAGCCAUGGAACAGCAGACCAUCUCGAUCGCGAAGGCUGGCAUUCACACCACUCUCAACGCCCGUGCUUCCAUCCUCGCAGCCGCCAACCCUAUCGGUGGUCGCUACAACCCGAAGCUUACUCUCCGUCAGAACCUGAACUUCAGCGCGCCCAUUAUGAGUCGUUUCGAUGUGUUCUUCGUCGUUCGUGACGAGCCCAAGGAGCAUGUCGACCGCAACCUGGCGGAGCACAUUGUCAAUGUUCACAUGAACCGUGACGAGGCUGUCGAGCCUGAGCUGAGCACUGAGCAACUGCAGCGCUACAUUCAGUUCGCACGCACUUUCCGCCCCACAUUCUCCGAUGAGGCCAAGGCCCUCCUGGUGGAGAAGUACAAGGAGCUGCGUGCUAACGAUGCUCAGGGUGGUAUGGGUCGUUCAUCGUACCGUAUCACCGUUCGUCAGCUGGAGUCUUUGAUCCGUCUUUCAGAGGCCGUCGCCAAGGCAAACUGUGUUGAGGAAAUCACACCCAAGUUCGUCCUUGAGGCCUUCGAUCUUCUCCGUCAAAGUAUCGUGACUGUUGAGAAGGACGAUGUCGAGAUGGAUGAUGAAGCAGUUCCCGCCGGCGGUGCUGAUGAGGAUCAGGAAAUGGCCGACCGUGAUCGUGAGGGUGACAGCCCUAUGCGUGAGGAUGGAGAAGAGCCUGCGCCUCAGCCUCAGCCUGAGCGCACUAAGACCAAGAUCACCUACGAUAAGUACGCCAAGAUCUUGAACUUGCUUGUGCGUCGUGUGCGUGAGGAUGAAGUCAACCAAGGUGAAGGUGUUGAGCAGGAGGAUUUGAUCUUGUGGUACCUGGAGCAAAUUGAGUCCGAAAUGGACACCCAAGAAGACUACAUUCGUGAGCGCGACCUCGUGGUUAAGGUUCUGAAGCGUAUGGUCAAGGAACUCGUUCUGCUCCGCGUUGAAUCUGAAUUGAUGGACGACAGCAACGGCACACAGGAGAGUGUAGACAGGAUCCUGUAUGUGAUGCAUCCCAACUGUGCAUUCGAGGAGAUGUAA
Penicillium malachiteum is the source of this 2811-nucleotide messenger RNA. RefSeq names its product MCM DNA helicase complex subunit MCM6. The record is from RefSeq and is a predicted model, not a curated record. Gene Ontology annotation, molecular function: single-stranded 3'-5' DNA helicase activity; ATP binding; single-stranded DNA binding. Gene Ontology annotation, biological process: DNA replication initiation; double-strand break repair via break-induced replication; mitotic DNA replication. NCBI's taxonomy places the organism in Eukaryota, Fungi, Ascomycota, Eurotiomycetes, Eurotiales, Aspergillaceae. Bases 1 to 2811 code for a protein of 936 amino acids. The transcript has 3 exons. Gene Ontology annotation, cellular component: nucleus; MCM complex.